Molecule: messenger RNA, 1049 nt
Organism: Suillus subalutaceus
Lineage: Eukaryota; Fungi; Basidiomycota; Agaricomycetes; Boletales; Suillaceae
Product: HAD-like protein
Exons: 9
Coding region: 104-994 (296 amino acids)
Source: RefSeq, a predicted model, not a curated record
UCCCAGUUGAUUGUCUGCAAUUCGGUUUGACAACUUCCGUGUGCGGCAGCGGUCACAGUCGGUCGCCAUUCCGUACGUAGAAGCCGCCGGGUUUGUUUAACCGAUGUCUUCUCCUCACUUGAAGGCUAUUGUUUUUGAUAUUGGCGGCGUCGUCCUUCAUAGCCCGUUCAUUGCAAUCGAUGAGUUUGAGUCGGAGAAAGGCCUGCCAAAGGAUUACCUGAAUGUCUCGAUGACCUCCCGAGGGCCCGGUAGUGCCUGGCAGAAGUUCGAACGUGGAGAGCUAUCCCUCUUCUCAUUUUACGAAGAGUUUGGACGUGACCUCUCUGACACAGACAAUGGUAACAAAUGGUACACGGAAUACUGUGCUCGCAAAAAAAUAGAGUGCCCGACUUUACCUGUGAUACUUGAUAUUGACGGCCGCGAGCUUUUUGGUAGGAUGAUGCGACAGACUACGGCCUAUGAUUGCCACAUCCUACGCGCCAUUCACCGGAUAAGAGCGUCGGGAAGAUGGCUUAUCAUCGCUCUAACUAAUAAUUACUCGAAGCACAUUACGGACUCUGCUUCUUCGACACCCCUGACUGCAGGACAACCUAUGGGGGUUCCCGACUCGGAGUUGCGAUUCUUGGGAUGGGAUGAUAAAGAAAAGUUUCAUCUCCGCGCGUUAUUCGACGACUUCUGUGACUCCAGCGAGUUGGGCAUGCGGAAACCUGAUCCCGAAUUUUAUCUUCUUGCCUGUCACCGAAAUGGCAUUCGCCCUGGAGAAGCCGUCUUCCUUGAUGAUAUAGGAAUGAACUUGAAGGCCGCACGCGCUCUUGGCAUGGGACCAUCCACAUGCGGCGUCAACGACAAAUCCUGGCAAACUGUCCUGACGAGUCUUCUUUCAGAUGUUCCGAUAGGUGGCACUCUUAAUGCAGUCAAGCAAUUAGAAAGGAAAUUAGGCAUCGACCUUACUAGUGACCUUGACCGUGACAACACAACAUCUGCUAAACUUUGAAAGCCAUGGCUACAGUUUGGUGGUAUCACAAUUUGUAUUGACGCCUCCGCGGAGG